This is a messenger RNA of Chondrus crispus (carragheen), 1277 nucleotides long. RefSeq lists its product as hypothetical. Gene Ontology annotation, biological process: aromatic amino acid biosynthetic process. The transcript is spliced from 2 exons. The record is from RefSeq and is a predicted model, not a curated record. Lineage: Eukaryota; Rhodophyta; Florideophyceae; Gigartinales; Gigartinaceae. Gene Ontology annotation, molecular function: 3-dehydroquinate synthase activity; oxidoreductase activity. The coding region runs from base 1 to 1188 and encodes 395 amino acids.
AUGGACGAUUUAAGGGUACUAGCCUUUUCUGCUCCGCUGCAUCGCUUGCCAAGGCAUGGCAGCGCAAUUCGGUCAAGCUUCAUGGAGAAGCGAUGCAAAUCAAAAGCGAAAAAGAAACCGUCUGUACAAUGGACGGCCGGAGCAGAUAAACGAGCCUUUUGGGUGAUGCCCAAAUCAAAACAAGCUCUGACGACUGCACUCGAAGGGAAUAUAAACGACUUUUUAUUCACGGAGACUUCUGAUAUGGAGCGGUGGUCACCGCUAGGAUGCUUUAAUUCAACUUGCGUUGACGGCCAAGGCAGUUUUCCCGGUGGCAGACUGGCCGUCAUUUCCUCCGCGGACGAUGUCGAACAGUUGAUGGCUAUCGCUGGGACCAACGACGUGAUCAUCAUGGACUCCAUUGAUUGGAAAGCCAUUCCCGCGGAGAACCUGAUUGCCGCCUUUCAAAACACGCCGACCAAACUAUAUGCGCUAGUGGAUACCGUUGAAGAUGCCAAGGCAAUGUUCGACAUGCUGGAGAUAGGUGUCGACGGGUGCGUCCUGCGAUCUCACAAUGAACAGGAAGUGUUGGCAUUCGCAGCCCUGAAACGGCAGUUGGUGGACAAUGCAGGAAUGCCCAUGCAAGGAAUGUCGCACGCUAGAAUCCGGUCAAUCCGUCCAAUAGGGGUGGGAGAGCGUGUUUGCAUAGACACCUGUUCUAUGCUGCAGGAGGAUGAGGGCCUGAUGGUGGGCUCUUCCUCGCAGGCAAUGUUUUUGGUCUUGUCCGAAGCUGCCAAAGUUUCCUACGUCCCGAGCAGACCGUUUCGAGUCAACGCUGGUCCAGUGCACUCGUACUGCCUCGUUCCCGGUGGUAAAACGAAAUAUCUAGCGGAAUUGAAAGCCGGGAACGAAGUGCUGGUAGUCGGUGAUGGCGGGAAAACAUGUCGCACGGCUAUCGUCGGGCGUGCUAAAAUAGAGAAGAGACCGCUUCUCCUGAUUGAAGCGGAGACGGAAGAAACGGACACUCAAGAAUGUACAGUGUUCGUUCAAAACGCCGAGACAGUGCGUCUCGCGGCGGUCGGUUCGGACGACGAGGUAUGCAUGAAAAGUGUAACAACGCUGAGCGCAGGCGACCGACUAGUCUUGAAGACGGAUCGCAAAGCGCGGCAUAUAGGCAUCGCUAUAGAAGAAAAUUUGGUGGAAAAGUAAGGCAUGGCCUUUUCCCUCCGCGCCAAACGGUACGCUUAAAUGAAAACAACUCGAUAAAUAAUUGAGACAGGCAGGGCCGACACAGAACA